Pieris macdunnoughi is the source of this 702-nucleotide messenger RNA. NCBI's taxonomy places the organism in Eukaryota, Metazoa, Arthropoda, Insecta, Lepidoptera, Pieridae. The record is from the annotation of a GenBank genome assembly.
AUGUCGUCAGAUUCUGAAGAAGAAGCUCUUACAACUCGUGACUAUCAGGAGAUAGCAGAAGAAAUUGAAAAGUAUAAAAGGGAUCCUGAAACUUCAGAAAUGUUUGUGUCGGGCUGGGAUGAUGCUGACGUUGGUGUUGACAUUGUGAAAAAUCCAAAGGCGAAUCCAGUAGAUCAUAUUUUAUGGGCUGCUGAAAAUGGUGAUCUGGAGACUAUAAAGGACAUUCUAAGUAAUCAACCAGGUCUAGUCCAUGCCAAGGAUGCAGAUGGAUAUUCUCCUCUUCAUAGAGCAUCAUAUAGCAACCAUAUUCAUGUAAUAUCAUAUUUGCUUAGUGUUGGAGCUAAUGUUCAUUUAAAAACUGAGCUUGGUUGGACACCAUUACAUUCAGCAUGUAAAUGGAAUAAUUAUGCUGCUGCUGCCAGAUUGCUUGCGGCAGGAGCAGACCCUGCUGCUUUGUCAAAUGGAGAACUAACACCACUACAUUUGUUAUCUUCAAUUGGUCAGUCCAAAUCCACUUUAUUAAUUUUAUUUUUAAGAGAAGACAUAGUAGAAGUUGCUCAAAAACCAAAUAAUUCAAAUGAAACUCCUAAAAUAUUAGCUUGUGGUCAUGGAAUUUAUGCUCCUCUGUUUGAAAUGGUUCUCCCAGCAGCAUCACAUAUUCAAUCUUUAGAGUUCACAUGCAAUCCUUAUAUACGAAAUUAA